GGCGCAUUAACUGAAUCCCUUCUAUGACCACCCAUCAUAGAAAACCCAUAAAAUCCAGCUUCCCCUCACUCUCGAAGCGAUGUUCCUCCCUCUCCAAAACCUCCAAAUUCAUCCUCAUCUCCAUGGCCUCCCUCGGCUUCGUCUCCCUCCUCACCCUCACCCUCUUCCUCUCCCUCUCCUCCGCCGCCCGCCACCACCACCCUAAGCCCUCCGCCACCAAAUCAGCCGCAACCCAGAUCCAACUCGCCUGCAAAGCCACCCGCUUCCCCGACACGUGUCAAUCCUCCCUCUCCCAGCUCCCUGACCUCCCUCCAAACCCCACCCCCGUCGAGACCAUCGCUCUCGCCGUCCGUGUCUCCUCCGAUGGGCUCCACACGGCCCAGAAAAUGGUCACCGACAUUCUCGGAGCUUCGAAAGGAAACCAGAACCGCACCACCGCCGCGAACAACUGCCUCGACGUGCUUAAGAAUUCCGAGUACCGCGUUUCUCGCGCCACCGAGGAGAUGUCACGUGCGCGGAUUAAGAGCGCACGUGCCGCGUUCAGCGCCGCGCUGCUGUACCAGUACGACUGCUGGUCGGCGCUCAAGUACGCCAACGACACCCAGAUGGUGAACCAGACGAUGUCGUUUCUCGACGGGCUGAUCGGACGGUCCAGCAACGCCCUCAGCAUGAUGUUCUCCUACGACAACUUCGGCAACGACACCUCCCUGUGGGCCCCGCCCAGGACGGAGCGCGACGGGUUCUGGGAGCGGACCGGCGGGUCGGGCGACUUUUCCGGCGGCGGAGGAGGAGGAGUGCCGAAGGGUCUGAAGGCGGACGUGACGGUGUGUAAGGAGGAGGGGUGUGAGUGCCGGACGGUGCAGGAGGCGGUGGAUAAGGUGCCGGAGAAUUUGGGAGCAGGGAAGAGGUUUGUGAUUCAGAUAAAGACUGGGGUGUACGAAGAGACGGUGAGGGUGGGCUUAGCGAAGCGGAACCUGGUGUUCCUCGGCGACGGGAUGGGCAAGACGGUAAUUACCGGGUCGUUGAAUGUGGGCCAGCCCGGAGUCACCACUUACAAUUCCGCCACCGUCGGGGUUCUUGGUGAUGGGUUCAUGGCCAGUGGUCUUACAAUUUCGAACACAGCAGGCCCUGACGCCCACCAGGCAGUGGCUUUCCGAUCAGACAGUGAUCUAUCUGUAAUUGAGAACUGUGAAUUCUUAGGAAAUCAGGACACUUUAUACGCACAUGGAAACCGUCAGCUCUAUAAAUCGUGCAAAAUUCAAGGCAAUGUGGAUUUCAUCUUCGGAAACUCAGCUGCCAUUUUCCAGGACUGCAACAUCCUUGUUGCUCCCCGACAACUCAAACCCGAGAAGGGUGAAAACAAUGCCGUCACAGCCCAUGGUAGGACAGACCCUGCACAGUCAACAGGUUUCGUGUUCCAAAAUUGCUUGAUCAACGGAACUGAAGAGUACAUGAAGUUGUAUUACAGCAAGCCCCAAGUGCACAAAAACUACUUGGGGAGGCCGUGGAAGGAGUAUUCAAGGACGGUUUUCUUAAACUGCAGUAUGGAAGCUCUGAUUACCCGGCAGGGUUGGAUGCCUUGGAGUGGUGAUUUUGCUUUAAAGACACUUUUCUACGGGGAGUACGGGAAUACCGGAACAGGUUCAGAUCUCACCCAGAGAGUGACAUGGAGCAGCAAAAUUCCAACCGAGCAUGUUAAUACAUAUUCAGUGCAGAAUUUUAUUCAGGGAGACGAGUGGAUGGAGACCAUUUAGAGGAAUAUGCCUUUCUGUUAAGUAGGGGAAUUUAAAUGCCCCUCUUUGAAAUAAUACAUCAAUUCAACUAGGGCAGUACUGCAUUGUAGGAAGAGAUGCAUUUUAGUGCCCUCUUAGAAAUGUAUCAACUUAAGAAUUAUUGGUAAAUUAUACGGCCUGCAUCCUUAUUUGUGGUCAGAGCCCCAAAGUAGC
Messenger RNA from Fragaria vesca subsp. vesca, 1946 nucleotides. RefSeq names its product probable pectinesterase/pectinesterase inhibitor 51-like. Gene Ontology annotation, biological process: cell wall modification. Gene Ontology annotation, molecular function: pectinesterase inhibitor activity; pectinesterase activity. NCBI's taxonomy places the organism in Eukaryota, Viridiplantae, Streptophyta, Magnoliopsida, Rosales, Rosaceae. The transcript has 2 exons. The record is from RefSeq and is a predicted model, not a curated record. The coding region runs from base 24 to 1754 and encodes 576 amino acids.